CAGAUCUUGUUGAUGGACAACCUGAAUGUCUACUCAGUGUUGUCCUUCGAGUCGUGGUGCAACACUGUGAAGGAUGGUCUGUGGAUGCGGUUGAUGAGCAUCUACGUGUUGCUCGUCUGCCAUGGCGAUCCGAGAGGAGCGGGGAUUAUCCUGUCAGUGUCAGGGUUGACAAGAGCAGGAUUGGGAAUG
This is a messenger RNA of Amoebophrya sp. A25, 189 nucleotides long. Lineage: Eukaryota; Dinophyceae; Syndiniales; Amoebophryaceae. The record is from the annotation of a GenBank genome assembly.